Messenger RNA from Rotaria socialis, 4362 nucleotides. The record is from the annotation of a GenBank genome assembly. Lineage: Eukaryota; Metazoa; Rotifera; Eurotatoria; Philodinida; Philodinidae.
AUGACUUCGUCAUCGAAAGAUUACGGAAAUACUAAUAGAGAUGAUUGCCAAAUUCAUGUUGACAAAGAAGGGGAAUCAUGUGUUAUUAAAAUUGAAAGUGUUGGACAAGAGAAAAUAUUGAAAGAAUUAUUAAAUCGUUUCAAUAGUUUAAAAAGUGAAGUUGAUCAAUUCUUAGUCGGACAAGAAAAACAACAACAACCAAAAGAAAUGAUUAAUGCUCUACAAGACAUAGCAGUAAAAUUGAAACCAUUAGAAGAUCAACUACAGAAAGUCAAUAAAUAUGUUGGAGAUGAUCAUUUACGAUUAAACAAAUUACAUAAUGAUUUAAAUAAAAAGUUUGAUGAAAUCAAACAAGAUGUAAACAUUUUUAAAGAACAACAAAAAAACAUUGUGCCAACAAAAGAUAUUAUUGAUAAAAUUUUACAAAAGAUAGAUAACAUUGAUAAAAUCUUGAAAAUUUCUCACAAUGAUGAACAGAAAAAUAUUUUAUCUGAAUUAGAAUAUUUAAAACAACAAAUUCCAACUAAAACUGAUUUAAAAUCUACGAGCGAUGCUGUUCAAGCUCUUCAAAUAUGUUUUGACAAGGAAAAAACAAAACCAGAUAUUCUUGCUAGAAAAUUGGAUGUCAUUGAUCAAAAACUAAAAGAAACCCAUCCUGAACAUAUGACUCUUAUGAAAGAUAUUCAAUCGAAAAUUGAUCCAAUACAUAAAACAAUACCACAAACAAAUGACACAUUAUCGAAAAUUAAUGAUCGUGUUAAAGCUAUACAUGUUGAUGCAAUGAAACUUCAUCCUGAUAUUAUUAAGAAAUUGAAUGAUAUUGAUCAUCAUGUAACAGAGCAACAUUAUUCUAUCAUUGAACCGAUGAAACAAUUUUUAAAUGAAAAAUUAAAUCCAUUUAUUGAACAACAAACAAAAAAUGAUGGAGAACAAAAAUUAGGCUCUCCAAAUAUUAGUGAAAGAGAUAAUGAUAGUCAUAGUCCAAAUCGUGUUCCUUUAUGUAUAAAUGGAAUGAUACCUGUUUUAAAUAAAUUAUCUGAUGUGAAUGUGCUUCAAGCACUCGCAAGCGAUAUUGAAAAAAAAUUAUCUGAUAUUCAAACAAAACUUUCAUCGUCAGAUGAAUUACAACGAAAACAAAAUGAUUUCAUUGGAAAUAUUUCUAAACAGCAUAUGCCAUUGAUGGAUCAAAUGAAAAGCUUAGUACCAAUAUUAGAUAAAUUAAAACAACAGCAUGAAAAAGAUUCGGAAAAUUUGAAUCGAGAACUUGAUAAAUCAUUUCAACCGAUAACACAAAAAUUAAAUGAUUUAUUCAAACAGCAAGAUUUACUUCAAAAUCUUGAUUCAAAAUUAAGUCAUUUAUCAAAAAAUAUCGAAAAAGAAAAUGAUUUAAAAAAACGAACAGAUACACAAACAGACAUCACUAAAGAAAUAUCCCUUCGUACUCAACCUCUUCAACAAGCUCUUGAUAAUUUGUCUAAACAGCAACAGCCAUUACUGGAAACUAUUUAUGAACUACCUAAAAAACUUAAUGAUAUUCAUCAAUCUCAAAUACACUCGAAUACAAUCAAAGAUGUUUACGCUAAGCUUGAUCCUUUAACACAAUCAAUUAAAGCAAUUAAAGAUGGCCUUGAUCAACAAACACAAAAUAAAGAUCGAGAUAAUCAAACGUUAAUGAAUAUUGAAAAAAAAUUAAACCAAACUUUAAACGAUUCACCAAAACGAUCUGAUGUUAGUCAAGAUAUUGAAAAAGCACUUCAUCCUUUUUCACAAAUAAUCAAAACAUUAAAAGAUAACAUUGAACUAUCUCAAGCUCAACAGCAAACAGAAAAGAAAAAACUCGAUCGUCUUGAACAAAGUCUAUCAAAAUCUCUCGAUAGCAGACCGCAAACAUCCGAUAUAAUUAAUCCUAUGAUGGAUCAAUUAAAUGAAAUAAUAAAAAAUUUAAAACAAAAACAACAGACUGAUCCAAUGAUAAAAAAUUUGUCGGAUGAUAUACAAUUCAUAAAAACAUUUUUAGAAAAACAAACAAUAUCUGAUAAUAUUUCAUCAAAAAUAACUGAAAUUGUACAAAACAUUAAAACUCCUUUAGAAAUAGCAUUAAAAGAUAUUUAUUCAAAAACUGAAUCAACUCAACAAAUAUCGAAAGAUUUGACUGAUAUAAAAACAAAGAAUGAUGAUAUCAUGCAGAAAAUUGAUAAAUUUAUUGUUCCUUUAUCCAAUGUAAAUAGUCAAGUUCAAAAUAUUACUGAAAAAAUUGAACAAAUUCAACCAAAGCAAAAUAAUGAUCUAUCAAAGAAAACAUCAUCGGAUUUAAUAAAUACAUUGAGAAAAUUAGAUGAUCAAAUUAUUCAACAACAACAAGCAAACAAAUUAUUAAAUGAUAUGCACAAUCAAUUAACUCAUAUAAAUAAUAAUUUGCCUAUUUUGGGUUCACUCAAAGUUGUACUUGAUAAAUUUAAGGAACAUGAUGAAAAUAAUAAUAAUGAUUCUUCUAAUGCAAUAAAAAAUAUACAUGAUCAAUUAAAAACUCUUGAUCAAACAAUAAAAGGAUUACCUUAUCAAAUAUUAUCAGCAUCGAAACGUUCCAGUUCUGACGAUGAAAGAACUAAUGCUGAUAAUCUUCGACGAGUUCCUUUAAGUCAGCCGAUAGCAGCAAAUCCGAACAAUUCAAUUACUUCAUUAGAUGUUCAAGCAGCAAAUCUAUUUACUAGUUUAUUAACACUUCAAACAACUAUUCAAUGUUCAGAUAAAUUUUUAUGUCAACAUGUCCCACAAUAUUUUAAACGAAUUGAACAAUCUUCACUGGUUCAAAGUGAUCGAGAUUUACAAGAAUUAGUAAAAUGUGUUAAAGAUCGAUGUUUAAAUAAUGACAUUGAUACGAUGAACUCUAAUGUACAAAUUAAUGAUUCAAAUAAAACUUUUACUAAUCAUACGAGCCCGUUAAAUAUUGACAUUAAUAACAAUCUAGUCGAACAAUAUUCACAUCAGAAGACUUCCGAUAAUAAUAUUAAUCGAACAAAUGAAAAUAGAAUGCCCGUACAACUAGAAUAUUUAACAAAAUCACGUUAUAUUUUAUUUAUUUCCGAGCAAUCCAUACGUGGUAAUUGGCCGAACUUAUCUCCACAAGCUACAUCUAUUAUUGAAACAAUUAUAAAUCAACCAUUUGAAUUUGAUCAUGGAACAAAUAUUGAUCAUCUCAUUCAACAAAAUAAUCUUGAGCAAUAUGCAUCGUUAGCACGAAAUGCUAUUAAAAAAUCUGAUAAAGAUUAUGAUAAACUUUGUUAUAUGAUGGAUUCAAUUGUUUUUGAUAAAAUGUCUAUGAUUGGUUGCCGAGAAGCUUUAAUACGUCCUUGGAAUCCAUCAUUGCUGAACCAGGCAUCAUCAAUAGGAUUGUAUCCGUAUCCUUCGGGUAAUAAUUCGCAAGUACAAAGAUUUCAUGUAAACAAAGAUAUAUCAUUAUGGAUGGUUGAAACAGACGAUAAAAAACCAUAUAAUCCAACAGAGUUCAUGCCCAAUAUUGCCCGUUUAAAUGAUAAAUACGAUAAAAUUCAGCAGCCACAAUUUAAUGAAAUCCGACAAAAAAGACGCGAAGAUGAAACACGUUGGAAUGAACGAUAUGCAUUUACAAAAGAUAAUCGAAGAAUUUUAUUUGUUAAUGAUCUUCGAUCAUAUUUUAUGGAUUAUGAUACAAAAAGAAAAUAUCAAGUUCAUGAUGAUGUUCCAAUUAAUCCUGUUUGUCGAACAGGAAUUGCUGGUCGAGGAGAUCUACCUUUUUGGGGACCCAAUCAUUGUGUUGUUGUUAUUUUAUUAAGAAAUAUUAACGAUCCAGAAGUUGUUUUAAUGAAACAUCAUGGUGACGCUCAUGUUUUACCAAAAGGUUUCUAUGGUCACGAAGCUCGUUAUGAUAAUCAAAUAAAAAUAAUUCAAGAUCCUGUUUCGGGACAAAUUCUUCCACCAAAUCUAUUUGAAUAUUGGUGGUUGCAAACAGUUAAAUUAAAUGAAAUGAAUCAUUCAAUAAAACAUCUUAAACGUAUUUUAAAUGAUAAAGAAUUAAAAGAAGAAUUUGCUGAAGUAUUUUCACAAAAAGGAUGUAAUAAAAGUGUUUUCGAUAAUGGCUAUGUUGAUCACCCACUGAAUACAGAUCAUGCAUGGGUCGAAUCAAGUGUAUGGAAAAUACAAUUUAAAGAUUGGCGUAUACCUGAAAUGAAAUCAGCUAAAUAUGCUAUUGCAGAUGAUUUGAAAAAUUCUAAUAACAAUACAUUUCCAUUUGUUUGGAUAAAACUAAUUGAUGCACUACUGAUUGUACCCGAUUUUGAUCGAGGUAUUCUUGUCGAUGUACUUGCUACUGGAAUGCCAUUAUAG